AUGGCGUCCGCAGCCUUCCCCACGCUCUCCUUCACUGUGGCUCCCACGCCCUCCGCUCUUUGGUCCGCCAACCUCACGGCGCCGUAUCCGCCAAACGCGCCGUGGCAGAACAUGGUGCUGGGGCAGGGCGGCAACCCCGAGCUCGUGACGCCAUACCUUGUGCAGAGCGCGGAGGGGCGCAUCGCGUGGGGGCUGCCGGUACGCGACCCGCAACCCGGAUACAUCGUGCAGGCGUUCGCCACCGCGCUCAUGCUCUCCACGCUGCAGGGCCUUCCCCCCCACCAGCUCUCCGCCUACGACGACCUCUCCACCACCCUCUCCUUCCGCCAACCCUCCUCCGCGCCCGCCGAUCCCUCCAUCCUCGAGGUCCCCCUGGUGCGCAGGUCCCCCUUCCUCACGUUCAUAUUCCCCCCGGGCAGCCCCCCCGCGACGCCCGUGCUGACCACAAUCUAUGCCAUCACGGGAGUGGAGGGGAGCAGCGACAGCAGGAAGUACCGUGUUGAGCUCAACAACGGCCAGACAUGGCUGGUGUACCUGUCGGCACCGCUAACCCUGAGGCAGGACGGGUCGACACUAGCAGCGGACGUGCCGUUCACGGGGACGAUGGGCGUGGCGCUGCUGGUGGGCUCCUCCGCGCAGGACAGGGGGGCUCUGCUGGACGCGCACGUGCCCACGAUGCCGGUGGGGGGGAGUGCGCACGUGGGCGCGUUCCGCAUCAAGUACACCUUGCGCACCCAGCAGUGGCGCGAGCCGGCCAAUGGCGACACCGAGGCGCCGCUGCUCAUGCUUUCACUGAGCACGAGCAAUGGGCCACAAGGCCAGUUCACAUGCAGAGGUAUAUAUGCAACAACAAUAGCACAGUGA
Closterium sp. NIES-65 is the source of this 864-nucleotide messenger RNA. NCBI's taxonomy places the organism in Eukaryota, Viridiplantae, Streptophyta, Zygnematophyceae, Desmidiales, Closteriaceae. The record is from the annotation of a GenBank genome assembly.